CGGCGACUCCCGCUCCUUCCUCAUUCGGCGCUGCUCGGUGCCGUAGUGGCGGCGGCCCCCACGGUGAAGACGGAGUCCGGGCCUGCAGCCUCGCUGGGCUUUCUUUUUUUUGGACAUCGGAUCUUUUUUAUUUUUUCCGCGACUUUUUUUUGAAACGCGGGAUGUGACGGCGGGAAGAAGGAGAAGACAAAGUUGUUGCCGCGGCAAAGUUUGGAGGUCAAGAAGACGUUGGAAGAAAAGCGCUGACGAGUUUCGCAUACCCCCGUUUUACCCUGACCUGUGAGCCCCUUUUCCCUAACCAUGGCUCACCGCUCACAAAGUUCGUCAAUUGGAGAGAACCCCCUCGACCCAAACUACCUGCCCCCGCACUACAAGGAGGAGUAUCGUCUUGCCAUUGAUGCACUGAUAGAAAAUGACGUACCGGGUUAUUGCGAGUUCCUCCAGAAUGCAGACGUGGUCAGCUUUCUCGCGCCACAGGAAAUCGAGCACAUCAAGUCUACCAUCCAGGGGCCCAUUCACCACCAAAGCAUCUCAGAUCUGACUUUCUCAGACGUGGGCCACAAUGUCGAGGGAUCCUCAGACACCUACUGGCCCAUGCAGUCCGAUAUGGCCGCCCCGGGCCUGGACCUGGGCUGGCCGCUCACCCAGCACAACUUUGUCGGGCCCACGGAAGUGACUACUCUGGUCAACCCCUCGGAAGCAAACAUGCCUAGCAUCAAGGAGCAAGCCAGGAGACUCAUUAAGAACGCUCGCCAAGUCGUUGCCGUGGUGAUGGACAUGUUUACAGAUGUUGACAUAUUUGCUGACCUCUUGGACGCAGCAGCACGCCAUGUUCCUAUUUAUAUUCUGUUGGAUGAGCAGGAAGCCCAUAACUUUGUCUCCAUGGUGAUCAACUGUAAGGUCAACCUGGACAUGAUCCAUAUGAUGCGCGUCAGGACUGUAGCCGGAAUAACGUACAAUUCCCGGACGGGAAAGUCCUUUAAGGGGCAGAUGAAAGAUCGCUUCCUGCUGGCCGACUGCAGAGCUGUACUUAGCGGUAACUACAGCUUCAUGUGGUCAUACGAGAAGAUUCAUCGCUGCAUCGCUCACCUUUUCCUUGGCGAGCUGGUUGCCACGUUUGAUGAAGAGUUCCGCAUUCUCUAUGCUCAGUCGGAGCCUCUCGUCGUCGACCCGUCGGACAGAACUCUCGCCCUCUCUGACUCUGGAAGUUUCUUCAACAGACAGAUAGGUUUUAAGAGGACCCAGUCAUUACGGAAUCCCGUGGGUUUCCGAAGGCAACCCGAGAUUUCCUACGGUUUCUCGCACGCAGACCAGGACCGCAACUCUGCACUUCCUUUCCGGAGGAACGACCCAUUCCGACACACUAUUGAGCCCGGGGCAGGAAUCACCAUUGGCAAGUACUCCCAGCAACCGUUCCGCUUGCAGUCGUCAUAUUUGGACCAGGGAAGGUCGAUAGUAUCCCGUCAGAUGGAGUUGAGCGGCUUUAAGAGGCACAGCUAUGCAGAAGGAACCCAAGAGAACUACAAUUCUAAGAGGCACUACAUGAAGCACAGAGUCAUGAACAAUCUCGAUGAGACAGACUUCCACAGAGAACAGAAGCCUCAUUUGUACAAUGAAGGGCCUGGAUCAGGUUCUGGCCACGGACACUUCGACAGAAUACGUUCUACACAUCUAGCCAUUGACCAGUAUUCAGACUCUAGCUCAUUCCGCUCUGACCAAGAGCCAAAUUAUGGAAACUAUGGCAGAGGUGGUGUAAAUCUUUCAUCAGAGGAUUUAAGUGGACCAGAAGGGUUUCAUACACCUCCAAUAGCUGGAAGGUAUGGAGGGAGUUCUGCUCUGAAGAGGCCAACCGUAGGACAGGCGUACGCCUGUCAAACCUCACCCACACAGCUUCACCCACCAGAGAAGAAGCCAUUUUCGAAAAAAUCCGACCAGGAGCACAACCAAGACCCGAAUGUUAGGCAUGGUUUAAGGAACUGGAGGAUCCAUUCGUAUCUUAGUACAUAUGAGGAAGGUGGAGAAGAGGGUCUGAAUCAACCCUUGGGGCCUGAUGCAUUUGAAGAUCCCCCACCUUCUCAGGAGCAAGACAUUUCAGUUGCCCCUAAGGCCAGAGCAGAGAUCCAAAGACCACGCUAUGGAAAGCCAGUUGUACCUGACAGAACCGACAGGGACUCAACCACAAAGGAGGUGCUCUCCUCAGUUAGUGACAAGAGAUCCAUGUCAGUGGAUAGAUAUGAGGAGGAUGAUGGUAGUUUUGGAACGGACGACAGUGAGGCGCCCGACCGCUUCCUUUCGAAACAUGAAUCCUUCCGUUCACGGAUUAACCCGCUCCUGCAGCGUAGCUCCCGUCUACGUUCCUCGCUCAUAUUCUCAUCGUCGAAAGCAGAGAUGCACAGCGGAAGCACUGGCCUGAAAGCAGCCACAGAAGAAGAUGAGAAGUUAGACUCUGUGCGCACUUCCUCCAUCGUAGCCCAGAUCCUAGAGAAGAGGAGGGCUUUAUCUCGAGAACCUUUUGAGUGGAAAAAGACACCCGAGGAGCAGAGUAAGGAGAAAGAAGAAAAAAGUGGGGUUACAAAUCAAGAAGAAGAGGAGAAAAGCUUGACAAAUACAACAGAAGCAAAAGACAAAUACAAGAAAUCAGAGGGACCUUUAAGGUCAAAUGACGGAAUAUCAUCGUCUCUAAAUAUCAAUGACCCGGCCAGUCGACUGCAGUAUUUCAAUGAUGUCGAUGCCAAGAGAAAAGCAUCAAAAAUGGAGACUGAGUCAUCGCUGAAAGUCCUAGAGCCGGCUGAGAAAAAGACAGACGUUUCUGACAAAGUCCCCGAAAGAAUGAUAGCGAGCACGACAACCCCCGCUGCUGCUGUCGUGUCAACAGAAUCCGAGGCAAAGAAAUCAGAAGUCCAAGCAAAAAUUGCCGACCUCAAUCGACGAUCUUCAUUUACGUCUACAAAAGCAUCGCUAAUCUCUCCAAAGCCUUUUGUAAGCGUCGUGAAGCCUUUUGAAGCUCACAAGGACAAUUCAUCCGAUAGCCAAAAGAAAGAUAUAUUAAAAUCAUUGAAGCCCCUUCCGUCCCCUAAGCUCUUUAAAAGGGACCCGCUCAAGCUCAAAGGACACAACCAUCGUAGGAUCUCCUGCGGUGAGGAUCUCUUAACGGAUGCCACUGACACCGAGAAGAGUGAGCUGAAGAAGAAUCGUUCCCAGAGUUCUUCCACUUUGCCUCGAGACGACUCAAAGGAAGUUCAGCAGAGGGGAUCCAACACCUCCAUCAACACACUUAGUAGUGGCGAGGGAAAGGGGGACGGUAAAACCCUUGACUUCCUGAAGAAACAGACUCAGAGACUGAAGGGAUUAUUGGUACCCAAAGAUAAGGAAAAGAAAUCAUCGGGUGAGGACCGCAGCAUUGGCACAGUGAAAGAAAUGGUUGAAGAUUACAGCAAAAAGCAGAGUUCUCCUGCCAAGGAUGCGGAAUCUUCCUCUGCUGAGCAAACAACCGCCAAUCACCGGACAUCAGCCGGCACGUCCGUCUCACGUUACCAGGCCUCCGCUAACUCGGCCCUGUUCAGUAGCAACCUCCGCGAUGACACCAAAGUCAUCCUGGAGCAGAUCUCAGCCAACAGUCAGAAGAACCGUCUUGAGCGGGACGACGCAGGAGACGGCGAGCGCGAUGCCAAGGCCAAGGGUCUGGACAGCGACUUCUCUGCCAAAAAGAACCGCUUUCUGCGACCCCAAGUCGGCCUCCAAGAGAGGGAGGGACUGCUGAAGAGGAUAGAGAGCCUGAGGAAGGAGAAGAAGGUCUACAGCCGCUUUGAGAUGGGGAAUACCUUGGGAUAACAUGAAAGACGGAGGAGUGAGCGAUGACGUGGAGUCUUAAUAAAGCCAGGAUCAAACAGCCAACCACAUGCCAGGUCCGCUUUGGGUGCUUUUUUUCUGUUUUUUUUUAUACCUGCUGGAUUUUGACCCCGGAAGUAAGCUGGAAACUUGACAUGGAAAAAUGCAACAACAACAACAACAGACGUCAAUGGGUGCAGAAUGUUUGUUGACCUUAUGAGGUGGGUGAGCAAGAGGACGGGCUAAAGGGCCGGGGACCCUUACUUGUGUGGACACGACUGAAGGACACAGGAAGUGAGACAUUGCACCGAAACGGAGGCAAAAAUAAAUGUACCUGGAUUCUAGUUUGACAUUUGCCGAGGUGCUUUGUGUUGACAUCAAUUGUGUACUCUUCUUUUUUCUACAUUUUGGGGAUUUACUGUGCCAAUGCAGGAGACAGCAAUGAAAUGAAACAGAAUGAUCUGGGGAACGGACGACGGCUGAAAACACAAACGCAUGCUAACAUGCUAGCAUGCUAACACAUGCGUGCGAGGCUGCAUUCACACCUGUCAUGUUUGCUUCGCUUUACCCGAACUCUCUUCGCUUUACCGCUACGGUACGCUUGGUCAAGUGUGGUCGAGACCGUGGCCGGGGUGGGUCUUGGACCGCUUGCAAGUGAACUCUGGGGCGGUUGGCUUCAUUUCAACUCACAGUGGAGAUUAAAAAUGACAAAUGUAAGACAAAAUGGGUUGGGAGAGUUUAGUUUCUCCCAAUGAUGCUGUUCAAAGUAUAUUUUACAAGAUUUUUGUCAAUUCUAAGAUGAAAAAUAUAUCAGAACGUUUUUGAAAAAAUAUACGUUUUCAACCUAGCAGACAACAUUUUAGUCUGGAAUAUCAGAAUUAUGUCACCAAAGGUCUUUCAAAGUAUAUUUUACAAGUUUUUCGUCAAAUCUAGGAUGAAAAACACAUAAGAACCUUUUUAAAAAAAUAUGUUUUUAACCUAGCAGACAACAUUUUAGUCUGGAAUAUCAGUUAUGUCACAAAAGCUCUUUCAAAGUAUAUUUUUCAAGCUUUUUGUCAAAUUCAAGAUGAAAAAUAUAUCAGAACCGUUUUUAAAGAAUAUGUUUUAACCUUGCAGACAACAUUUUGGUCUGGAAUAUAAGCAUUAUGUCACAAAAACUCUUUCAAAGUAUAUUUUACAAGCUUUUUGUCAAAUCUGAGAUUCAAAAUAUUGAAAAAGAACCAAAUAUUCAACCUGUUAGACAUCAUUUAGGUUCAGAAUGUUUGAGUUAUGUCAGAUAUUUUGUCUUAAAAGCUGCUUGAUCAUGUCAUUUCUUAGGUUUUUACUGCCCAGGUUUUGGUAAGGACAGAAAUAGCAGGGUGGAGCCAACCGCACCAAGGAUAGAUAUAUAUAUAUAUAUAUAUAUAUAUAUAUAUAUAUAUAUAUAUAUAUAUAUAUAUAUAUAUAUAUAUAUAUAUAUAUAUAUAUAUACAUACACUCACACACAUUAGGAGUGUCCCAAAAAAACUUUUUUUUUUUAAUAAGUCGCAAUUCUUACUUGUAACGAUUCCUAAUCGAUUAAAAAAAAAUCAAAUCAAAUACUGAUGAAUUUUUUUUUUUCUUUUUUGAAUCUGCUGCCCAGCCACUCAGACAAAUCCUAUUGUUGAUGUAGGUGAUCUAUCGUAUUUUGCGGAGUAUAAGUCACACCUGCCAAAAAGGCAUAAUACAGAAGGGAAAAAACAUACAUAAGUCGCACGAGAGUAUAAGUCGCACCCCUGGCCAAACUAUGAAAAAAAUCUGCGACUUAUAGUUCUAAAAAUACGGUAAAUCUGCUGUACAGACUUACUUAAGAAAAGACAAGUGUUGGAUACUUCUUUGUAUUGGACUCUAUUAAAUAUUUGGGUACAAUUUGAUAAAACAAAACCAGUUUUUAUUUGAAGUAAUAUAGAAAUGUAUCGUAGCUGUUUUGUGGAGGAAUGUAGUUAAUAAUAGAACUGUCACCCAUUGUUACUAAAAAAGUAUCGAUUCUGAAUCGAGAAUUUAUUCUGAAUCGUUACUCCCGAGAAUCAAAUUAAUCGUGUGGUGCCCAAAGAUUCACAGCCAUACUUACACACACACACACAUAUAUAUAUAUAUAUAUAUAUUUUAAUAUACAGCAUUUACUUGAAUUGCCGCCGGGGCGCUAGUUAUUUUAAAACCUCUUCUCAUUUCGGCGUUUACCAAAGGCAUGCGGUAAAUUUAGGCCUGUGCUUAUAAAUUUGAGUGUGAUGUAAGGAUACCAUCAUGAAAAGCACAUUUAAUUAAAAAAACGUUAUUAUGGUCUUACCUUUACUUAUAAAUGAAGUCCAUGCGCAGCUCCUUCUGAUCAAAAGCAUCGAUAACUUGUUUAUAGAAGUCUUCCUUAUCUUUCUUCAGUUUUAAAAGUCUCUCUGUCUCGAUGGAGAUCUCCCUUUAUUGUCUCCUGCUUCCAUUGAAAGUCCAGUUUAGAAAACUGUUUUAUUUUAGAUAUGUAAUCCUCCAUGUUAAAAGUGCAAGCGAGAUGAAAAAAUAAACCAUUGCUGCUCACUCUUGCUGCUUGUUGUCACUUCUUCUGCAGCCGAGUAGUCGCAAGAAGGAUCACUAGCGCCCUCUACCACCAGGAGGCGGGAGUCAUUUAAUGACUCAUAUUUGACACACGCAGCUACGGUAUAUUAAUAAAACAUAGCUGCUUACUGUUCUUUUUAGCAUAUUCAAUAGCUUGGACCUUAAAUCCUACUGAAUAGCUCUUAAGCUUCUUCCCUUUAUGCGAUUUCAAAUGAUUGAAAUCAGCCUCCUCCAUUUUGAAAAUGAUGACAGGUAACGAGUUUGACCCGGUGGAAAUUCUACACGUGCUAAUAAAAAUAAUAUUUUGCGAAACGAGUUUGACCCGGCGUUAAUCCUGAGCCGGCGGUAAUGCUAAGCAUGCGCUAACUAUUUUGCCAAAUGAGUUUGACCCGGCAGUAAUUCUAGGCAGGCGCAUACUAUAUACCCGGCGGCAAUUCAAGGAAAUACGGUAUAUAUAUAUAUAUAUAUAUAUACAUAGUGGUCUGGAAUAGAGCAGCAAAUGGCAGGUGUGACUGCACCCUAAAAGUCGUCUCAUGAAAGUCGAUGUAAUGAUGGAGUCUGACAGGUUAGACGGGAAUGAGAAGUGUAUGUGUCUAUUUGGCUGCUUAUUUAAUGUAAAUAAACAUGUUUGGUGGGGAAAACAUGAACCACCUGGCUCCUUUGGAAAGGAGUGAGGUGGUUCUGUAGGACAUGACUAACUCCUGGACGCCUCCACUCUGUUGGAUUGUGUAAUUAAACCAAAGAUUAAGUGGU
Messenger RNA from Nerophis ophidion (straightnose pipefish), 7143 nucleotides. RefSeq names its product family with sequence similarity 83 member Hb (gene sack1hb). Lineage: Eukaryota; Metazoa; Chordata; Actinopteri; Syngnathiformes; Syngnathidae. Bases 301 to 3831 code for a protein of 1176 amino acids. Gene Ontology annotation, molecular function: keratin filament binding. The record is from RefSeq and is a predicted model, not a curated record. Gene Ontology annotation, biological process: positive regulation of cell migration; intermediate filament cytoskeleton organization; protein localization to cytoskeleton. Gene Ontology annotation, cellular component: keratin filament. The transcript has 8 exons.